CGACAAAGUGAUGGCAAGCCGCCAAGGCGAUCAUCGCUCGCCAUGAAGGGAAAUUAUGACGAGACCACCGUCCGACUCUACAAAGACUGUGAGGCAGCGAUAUGGCACUGCCUGUUCAAACUCUCCAUACUAUGUAUGUUUAUCCAUACUGACUUCUCAAAAGUUCCAUUGCCAACAACAAGAGCAUGCUGCGCGCUGCCGUCAACGCCCUCGCCGCGGUCCUGACUGCCGACGAUGAGCAGAAGCGCGAGAUCGAUGGUGCGGCCUUCUUUUCGUUCCUCGACACCCAGGUGGAAGAGCACGACGAGGUCGUGUCAGAUGAGCUGGUCGCCGACCUCCUCUCCGAUAACUUCCAGGCGCUUGAGAGCUGGACAAAGCUCUCGAAUGGCUGUAAGACCACCUGAUUAGUAGUGUGCAAUGAAGUUUCCCUGUGGUGGAUGGACAUGAAAUUAUCAGUACUUUCGUGAAAGGUCUACCGCCAAAGAGGGGGACCUUGGGGUCUGUGGAUAUUCAGCGCUGGUCGUAAGCUCCGGCUCUGAGUGCAUCGUUCUCUCGGCCUCGAAUCAAUGCACGAUCUUUUACGCAGUAACCCUGCGUAAGCUCCAGCCAUGAUUGUGUUGCACCUAGUCUUUGUGCCUUGCUGCAAGAACUUCUCCUGCGCUCAGGGAUAGACACUGGAAGUCACCGCUCUGAGAAAUGCGAUGGUAGGCCGCGGUCUGGCAUCGUUGUUGCCCGCUCUGUGGUGUCUUACUAUGUGAUGUCAUGCAUGAUUGUUCGAGCAAGUUUUCGAGUGGUCAGGAUAGUCUUUAUUUUCAUCUCUGUUCUGGCUUUUCUCUCCAAUAUACUUCC
Messenger RNA from Aureobasidium subglaciale EXF-2481, 849 nucleotides. RefSeq lists its product as uncharacterized. Bases 186 to 404 code for a protein of 72 amino acids. The transcript has a single exon. The record is from RefSeq and is a predicted model, not a curated record. NCBI's taxonomy places the organism in Eukaryota, Fungi, Ascomycota, Dothideomycetes, Dothideales, Saccotheciaceae.